Pararge aegeria (speckled wood butterfly) is the source of this 1507-nucleotide messenger RNA. Its product is annotated as pancreatic lipase-related protein 2. The transcript has 8 exons. Gene Ontology annotation, molecular function: lipase activity. Lineage: Eukaryota; Metazoa; Arthropoda; Insecta; Lepidoptera; Nymphalidae. The coding region runs from base 454 to 1443 and encodes 329 amino acids. Gene Ontology annotation, biological process: lipid metabolic process. The record is from RefSeq and is a predicted model, not a curated record.
ACGUUAGUAGAAGUAGAAACUUAGUCGUCAAACACCUUGAACACUGAAUAGAUAGAAAUUGUAUUAAUUUAUUCGUGUUUAUUUAUUUAUGUUCGCUGCCGAGAUUUAUAAAGAAGACACUAUGUUGGUACUGACUAGAAGGAAAUAUACUUAUGUUACAAUCGCUGUAUGAGUAACUUAUAAAUAAGUGACUAUCAGUGAGUGAUUGCCGCGUACAAGCAAAGCAUAAAUAGUAACCCAUACGAAAAAUUGUAAAUUAUAAAAUAAAGUUUUCGAUAAGCCAAAAAUAUUUUUUUGUAGAGUAUUUCGGUGGGAUUACCAAUUAAAAUGUGCAUCGGUGCGGUGUCCAUUGGUGUUCAAAUAAAUCUCGUUCUGUACCGACUGGUGUUAAAAUGCAUUUGAAAUAUUUUCCGUUACGUGUGAAGAAGUGAAACUAAUUAUUAUAUUUCAAAAAUGUGGAACUCCACAGCAGCGGCAUGCCGCAUGAUGUCUUUCUUUAUUGGUAUCACGCAAGUGUGUUUCAUGCCGGCACCAGUAGGUGAUUGCGAUACGUGUUGUGAUAGAGACGAUACUAUCGACAUUCAGUAUAAGCUUUUUACUCGAGCUAAUCCAAUUUACCACGAAGCCAUCAUACCUGGCGACGCAGAUGCGUUGUCUGAAACGCGUUUCAGUCCAUCCAGACCCACAGUCAUAUAUUUAUUUGGAUUUUCGGAAGCUAUUACGGGAGCCAGUACUACGAUGUUAAAGAAUGCUUUUCUCCAUAGAGGUGAUUACAACUUUAUUGCAGUGGAUUGGUCUCGACUUGUAGUUUUUCCUUGGUAUGUUUCUGCAGUAAGAAAUACAAGAUACAUGGGAAGGCGCCUUGCCGACUUUGUAGAGUUUUUGAACUCUACUGGCGUUCCAGCCGGAUCUCUACAUGUUGUGGGGUUCUCUUUGGGUGCGGAGGCAGCUGGGUUUGCGGGGAAGGACCUCAAAGCUAGGGGAUUGAGGUUGGGAAGAAUAACUGGUUUGGACCCAGCAUAUCCCGGUUAUGGUUUUGAAGGGAAAGAAGCCCAUCUUUCAAGAGGGGACGCCAUAUUCGUAGAUGUCUUGCAUACAAACCCUGGGUUGUUUGGCUUCCCCCGACCCAUUGGUGAUGUAGAUUUUUACCCUAACCCUGGGCAAUGGAUCCAGCCUGGGUGCUGGUUCGACCAGCUUGUGAAGAAUAGCGAGCUAAGUUAUUUUUAUGGUUGCAGUCACAACCGUUCGUGGAGAUUGUACGUGGAAUCUGUGCGAAAUCCCAGGGGCUUCCCAGCGACUCUGUGUAGAGACUGGCGGAGCGGAACUGCCUCGUGCAGUUUUAUAGUCGACGGUUAUAUGGGCUUUGGAGCCCAGCCACCGGCAAAAGGAAAAAUGUAUUUGCUAACGAACGAUAAACCGCCAUAUGCAAAAAAUGGACCCUGAUCAACAAUCUCGACGUUAAGAAGUAAUAUUAUGUAUUCAAAAGUCAUUACAAUAAUUAUUUAAA